Molecule: messenger RNA, 3495 nt
Organism: Sebastes umbrosus (honeycomb rockfish)
Lineage: Eukaryota; Metazoa; Chordata; Actinopteri; Perciformes; Sebastidae
Gene: sytl5
Product: synaptotagmin-like 5
Exons: 18
Coding region: 405-2663 (752 amino acids)
Biological process (GO): intracellular protein transport; exocytosis
Cellular component (GO): plasma membrane; exocytic vesicle
Molecular function (GO): phospholipid binding; neurexin family protein binding; small GTPase binding
Source: RefSeq, a predicted model, not a curated record
UGUAGGGAACACCCUGGCUGUGGCUGUGGAUCUCUCUGCGUUCAGACGGUGCCGAGGCGCACCGACAACACUCACGUCUACGGUCUGUACCGUCUGAUCCCGGGACUGACUCUCUCCACAGCCUGCCGGUCGGUCGGUGCUCCACCACCGGUUCACCGCCGCAGCCAGCAGGUUUCCUGAGAGCGGUCGCCUCCUGUCAGCUUCCCUCAGAAACAGAACAUCAGAGGAAACACUGGAGGGAAGAAGUUCAGACUAUGCCAGCGCUGAAACAGCAACAACCUUAUCGUUAGCAGAACAUUACAGAAAGAGGAGAUUUUUGCAGCAUCAUGUAGUUCUGUCUGACUUCCUCCCUGCAACAUCUUUGCUUGGCUGAUUUCAUCAGCCGAGUGUUGACUAAGGGACCAAUGGAGCAGGACGGGGAGGAUCUGAACCUCUCCUUUCUGCUGGAACAUGAAAGAGACAUGAUCCUGAAGGUGCUGCAGAAAGACGAGAAAUUGAGGAAACGAGAGGAGAAGAGGAUACGGAAGCUGAAGAAUGAGCUCCUGGAGAUCAAACGAAAAGGUACCCGUCGACCCCAGGAGCUGGGGGAGCGACAGUGCGCUCGCUGCCUGAAGAGUUUGGGUCUCAUCUUCGACCGCGGAGAUCUCUGUGAGGAGUGUCGGCUGCGCGUCUGCAGCGACUGCCGUGUUACAUCUCCCAAGGAACGCCAGUGGAGGUGUAACGUUUGUGCCAAGAUCUCGGAGCUGAAGGUGGUGACAGGAGAGUGGUUCCUGGAGGAGCGGUCCAAGCGAUUUGAGCAGGGAGUGCCGAGCGGCGACGUGAUCAAACAGACAAUCAUGAGUAGUCCGAUCAUCACAGAGAAAAAGUCGACAGAAAACCUGUCAGCCCCUUUGGAGUCAGAGAAAGCCGACACCCCGAGAUCCAAGAGAAGUGCAAUACUCAACAUCGGUGCCAGGAGGAAAGCAAGGAUGAAGAUGGAUAAAAAAGGCAGCCGACUGACCUUGAAGCCGGAGAACGGAGUCGACAACGUCAGUGACAGAUCUCCAUCUUCAGAUGGCGAUGCUCAAAGCGUACGGAGUGUUCGCUCUGCUCCGAGUCCGCGUUCAAACAGGGGCGGUGCGGUGGCCUUGGAGUCCUCAGGGAUGCCCACGGUACCCAACAACCUGCGUUCCCAAAUUACAACUCCGGACAGAUCCUCCACUCCCAGCGACAACCGGAGGGUCAGGCCUGACGGAGCGGAGAGCGUCGCCAGUGUACACUCCAGUGACAGUGCGGCUGAGAAAAAAGCCCCCGGCCAUCACAGGACAGAUUCGGGCGCCCCGACCAUUUCUGUGUCCAGGGCCUCGGUUUCAUCAGAUCACAGUCGCUCAGACAUGGACCUGUCAGCUCCUGGUUCUGAACCCAGCGACGACGCCUUCAGUCUCAGGAGCCGUUCGGUCCCCGGGCUCAACGAAGCAGAGUUUUCUGAUGAGGAUGCGGAGGAAGACAUCGACGCCCUGAUGUCGCUUCACAGCAAGACUGCCAGCCGACGCCUCAGCAACGCACAGUCAACGGCUUCCACUCCUUGCUCAGAGAGAAGGUGGGGAUACCUCAAUAUCCCCGACUCGGAUGCUGAGACUAGUAGCAUAAACAGCAUGAUGAGCAUGUACAGUGAGACCGGUGACUAUGGCAACGCCCGGGUGAGCGGCGAGAUCCUGCUGAACAUCAGCUACAGCUACAAAACCGGUGCUCUCAACGUCCUGGUGAAGGAGUGUCACAACCUGGCGACAGGAGAUGAGAGGAGGCAACGCACGGACACUUAUGUGAAGACGUACCUGCUGCCAGAUACGUCACGACAGAGCAAGAGGAAGACGAGCAUCAAGGCCAACACCAUCAACCCUGUUUUCAAUGAGAAUCUGAGGUACGUGAUCAGCCACUCUCAGCUGGAGACUCGAACCCUGCAGGUGUCCGUGUGGCACCACGACCGGUUUGGACACAACAGCUUCCUGGGAGAGGUGGAGCUGACCUUUGACUCCUGGGAGUUUGAUUCCCAAAUAGAAGACUGGUACGCUCUGCUGCCAAAGGCGGAGAGCAAUAUAGACUCCACCAUGCAGUAUAAAGGAGAACUGACUGUCGUGUUGAAGUACAUACCUGCAGAGAAGAACCUCACGCUGCCGCUGGACCAAGUACAAGUGAAGAAAAGCUUCCUGAAGACCAAGAAGACGAGCAACUUCACUCUGCCUAAAGGGGGCAUGGUUGAGCUGCUGGUCAAAGGAGCCAAAAAUCUAACUGCCGUCAAGUCUGGAGGCACUUCAGAUCCUUUUGUGAAAGGAUACCUCCUCCCUGACACCAACAAGUCAACCAAGCACAAGACGGUGGUGGAGCGACGCACUGUGAACCCGCAGUGGAACCACACCUUCACCUAUUGCGGCCUGCAGCCAGGAGACCUCAACAACGUCUGCCUGGAGCUCACCGUGUGGGACAAAGAAGCCCUGGCCAGCAAUGUCUUCCUGGGAGGGGUCAGGCUCGGAGCGGGCACAGGCAAAAGCUACGGGAACGAGGUAGACUGGAUGGAUUCAUACGGGGAGGAACAGCGGCUGUGGCAGCGCAUGAUAGAAAACCCUGAAGUCCCUCACGAGUGUACUCUGAUGCUGCGAUCCAGCAUGCGCAGGUGCAACACAUGAGCCGGGAUGGAAGCACAGACAAGAGAGGAUAAAAAAGAAUAAAAGGGAGGGAGGAAGGGGUGAUGUGACGGCGGGAGGAGAGAGCUGGAGAAGUGGAACGGUCAAGAAAAAAACAAAAUGGUUCAAGACUCAAACGCUCAUAAGGGAACAGAGAUCGUCCCUCUCCCUACUUCUUUCCUCCUGAGAUGCCCCGUUCAGCCAGUCAUGCCUUACACACUCAUCCUCCGAAGCAUCUAGUCCUGACCAUGCACUGCUGUUUGCUGCUGUAUAUGAAAAAAACAUGUGUCGUAUGUAACUUGCUGUACCUAGCCGGAUAAGCACACGGUGUGACUCCUGAUGUGUCCGUCCUCGUCUCUGUGAUUCAUGAACCAGUGUCAUAUCUGCAUGUAGUUACAGCUGACGGAGACCAUUCGUAAGGCAUUAGACGAGGCACUGAUCAACAAUGUAGAGACUUAGACAUUCCCUUUAUAAGCAACCGAGCUGCAUCCCGGUCCGAAGCACAUGACGAUACUGAGAUUCAUCUCCUUAUAAACAGUUGUAUACAGAGGUGGAAAGUGACUAGUUCUUGUACUAUUGUCUUAUUCGAGUAGUAGACUUUAUUAUCACUGAGGAAACAAAGUGGCCAUCUUUUAUUUAUUAGCUUUCGUUUUUAUCGCUUUAUGAGGGAGAACAUGAUCAUAGCAAAUGGAAUAUCCUCCUGCAGGCUGUUAUUAUACUUGAGGUGAAAGUAUAAAUACUGAUUUUAGAAUAUACUCAAAAAAAACUAGGAGUGCAACUUACUUUAUCAGUAACUUUAUCACUCAGUCAUUUAUAAAAAUGCCAGAAUAUUUUU